This is a messenger RNA of Beta vulgaris subsp. vulgaris (sugar beet), 748 nucleotides long. RefSeq names its product bifunctional bis(5'-adenosyl)-triphosphatase/adenylylsulfatase FHIT-like. The coding region runs from base 261 to 590 and encodes 109 amino acids. NCBI's taxonomy places the organism in Eukaryota, Viridiplantae, Streptophyta, Magnoliopsida, Caryophyllales, Amaranthaceae. The transcript is spliced from 3 exons. The record is from RefSeq and is a predicted model, not a curated record.
UCAAUAUAUGUAAUCCAGGUUAAGAUUUAAGGAAAGAUGAUUUGAAGGCCAUUGGAGCGCAUACUUUUGGCGCAGACUUUUAAUCCCAUUACCAGGAGUUCCAGUCUCCAGAGCAUGAGGUGUUGUUCCAUUACCAAGCUCUUUGAUCAUCAAGAGGGCCCCAAGCUUUCUCUACAACGGUUACUCGUUUCGGCAUUUUAUCUUUUCUUGACAGUAGCUGUAUUUGGCCUUGGAUAUGAUUAGUGAUUCUGCAACCCCUAAUGAAUAGCAUAUGGAACAUACAGAUGGAAUUGGACUCUUUUACAUUCGGGUUUUACAAAAUUGAUGCAGAAGAAGUAUUUUACUCUACCAAUCUGUCUUUCGCCAUGGUGAAUCUGCGCUGCCUUCUUCCUGUAAGGCGCUUUGCUGAUCUCACUGCUAAUGAGACUUGUGACAUAUGGCUCACACCACAAAAAGCUGGUAGGCAGCUGGAAGAUUACCAUAAAGCAUCUUCCCUAACUCUUGUAAUCCAAUCUUAUGGGGUUUCUCAAUCAGCUCAAAAGCUUGACUUGGACAAGGAAAGGAAGGAUAAAACACUCUUGAAGAGAUGAGUCAAGAGGCGUCGGACUCCAUGGCUCUGUUCACCUGCUAAAGCUUUGAUGCACAAUAUUUCAAUUGUGCUGUACUUUUUAAGAACACUCUUGAUGUGGUUUCAUUGCUGAACAUGCAAUUAUGAUUGAAAUAUUAAUGCAAUAUCAGGACUUCUUUA